AUGAGCGAGCAACGUGCCCUUGCAGCACAGGCAGCCAACAGCACCUUGGGCUAUAUUAGGAGGAGUGUUGCCAGCAGGUUGAGGCAGGUGAUCCUGCCCCUCCACUCGGUACUAAUUGGUACUGAUGUUGCUUGGCCAUGUGCUGCUUUCAUCUUUCAGGUUACAUCUUUUCAAGGAGCGGCUGUUCGCAGCCUCUGCACAUCCUCCCCUCAUGACCACCCAGAACAUGGAAGAUUAGUUUAUAAAGGCAAUUUGGCAAAGGCAGUGUUAGGUGUGAAGUUUUUCUCUUACUCCACCAGCAUAUUCAACUUGUUCAUGAUGCCCUACAUCAUGCUCAAAACUGGGAUUGGAUUUGAAAGCCUGUUUAUACAAGCUGCCUUUUAUGGGUUGAUCGGGUUUUUUACAUUUGUAACGCCGGUUACGUUGCAUGUCCUUACAAAAGGCUAUGUGAUUCGACUAUAUUAUAAAGAUGAAAUGGACACAUAUACAGCCAUUACAUACAAUGCAAUCUUGGCAGAAAAAGCAACUGUUUUCCAUCAGAAAGAUGUAAAGAUUCCAGACAUCACCAAGAUGUUUACAACAUUUUACGCUAAAACGAAAUCAAUGCUUGUUAAUCCGAUGCUUUUCCCGAAUCCUCAGGAUUAUAACCAUCUCAUGGGCUAUGACAAAUCCAUUUAUUUUAACUUGGAGGAGGAGAAGGAAGCUGAUGAAAAGAAAUAAUUUGAAGAUAAUGAAUGUCACUAUCAUUGUUCGUGGUGCAGUGCUAUAUAUGUGAAAGAAUGUAAAAUUCUCUUACACUUUCUUAAGUAUCAGAUUGCUAGAGUUCCACAAAUGCAUUUUGGAAUGUAUAAAAACCCCAUUUUUUAAAACUUGUAAACAAUGCGACGGUUUCUUCAAAGUUAAUGACACAAAACAUAGUAAAAAAAAAAAAAAUGCUUAGAUCUGUCUUGUGCUUGUUCUUGGCUUGGUUUUUAUUGUUAACUAUCCAGGAGAACUGUAAAAUGCACGGGCUCUGUGGCAGUCUCACCAUCUCCAUUUCAGAAGGAACCAUUCAUAGAAAAAAAAGUCAUCAAUACUCAUCACCUGUCCAGUACAUAGUUAAGCUUUUAAGCCUUAAAGAUUAAUUGUACUUAAUCCAAAAGGGUCGGGCUUUUUUGUCAAUGCUGCUGGUGGUAUAAAGGGAGUGGAGAUGGCUUUGACUUCCCCUUCUGAGAGCACUGGAAGCCAGGAGUAGUCUACAGAAAGCAGGCAGGUGGUGUUGCUUGUUGGUGUUACAGCCACCUCCUAGAGGCCUGCAGGCCUCUGGAGAAGACGGGGAGAAUGGCUGCGUCGCAGUCAUCUCUAGAUACAGCUACGAAAUUGUUUCCUAAGCUAGAGUCCCACUCCAAGCCACCCUGUCCCCAGAGGUGGAGAACAAGAAGCCUUUCAUGCUGGGCGGGGGAAAACACCUUAGCUUAAGAUUUGCUCUGUGAAUAUCCUGUUGGGAAUGUGCUGUAUUUGAGUGGACUUAGGGAAAACACUAGCAGCAAGCGGUUAAAAUGGACUCUGUCAGCUUUUAUGUAAGGUAGGGAAGCAAAAGGGAAUCUCCUGCUGAGUACUGUUCAGAUCUUGUGCCUUUAGAAAACAUACCUCUUGAUUUUUAGCACUGCAAAGAAAGCCACCUUUAGCUCAAGUAAAAAGACGAUUAGAUCUUUUCAUGUGACUAGACUGGUUAGUACUGCACUCUGAGUAUGCAGAAAUUGGAUUUAAAUGUUUUCAGCCCAAGGAGAGGUUUGUCACGUAACUGACAGACACUUGUUUUCAAAUCAUGAAGGGCCUAAAUAUUUUGAGGCUUAAAAAUUACUGAAUUAAAAAAAAGCAAAAUUCAAAUUAAUCCUUUUGUAUUAGCAGUGCCCUCUGUAAUAAGUAAAUCUCAUGCUUGCUACUAAGUCAUCCUGAUAAUGCAAAUAAAGAAUUUUGUCUUCAUAUAAUUAUUUUAUUUUUUCUUUAUAUAAUUAUAGCUACCUUUAGAGAUGCUUUCUAAGUUCUAGCUGAAAAAAUGUAUUUAAAAGUCUACAGGUGUUCCAAGACACUUAUUUCAGCUUCCUGUCAUAGGACGACACUGUAGGUCGUAUUAAGCAUCAGUGUUUUUCUGACUGUUGAAACUGCUCUUGCUGAGUAAUUGAAAAGCAAAUUAUCCUGUGCAGAUGUUUUUGAGGCAAUUCUUUUGUGUUGGCACAGCUAUAAUU
Molecule: messenger RNA, 2228 nt
Organism: Egretta garzetta (little egret)
Lineage: Eukaryota; Metazoa; Chordata; Aves; Pelecaniformes; Ardeidae
Gene: TMEM70
Product: transmembrane protein 70
Exons: 3
Coding region: 1-720 (239 amino acids)
Biological process (GO): mitochondrial proton-transporting ATP synthase complex assembly
Cellular component (GO): mitochondrial membrane
Source: RefSeq, a predicted model, not a curated record